Ornithorhynchus anatinus (platypus) is the source of this 1397-nucleotide messenger RNA. RefSeq names its product solute carrier family 48 member 1 (gene SLC48A1). The coding region runs from base 97 to 537 and encodes 146 amino acids. Gene Ontology annotation, biological process: heme transport. The record is from RefSeq and is a predicted model, not a curated record. Gene Ontology annotation, cellular component: plasma membrane; lysosomal membrane. Gene Ontology annotation, molecular function: heme transmembrane transporter activity; heme binding. The transcript is spliced from 3 exons. NCBI's taxonomy places the organism in Eukaryota, Metazoa, Chordata, Mammalia, Monotremata, Ornithorhynchidae.
CGCGGGGGGGCGCUCCUCCCGUGGUCGUCGUCGGCUGCCCCGGGCGUUGGGGCUCCGGCCGGCUGGGGCGGGCGUCGGGCGGGGGGGGGGUCGGCCAUGGCCCCGUCCCGCCUGAAGCUGGGGCUCCGCGCGGCCUACGCGGGCGCGGGCUGCCUGUCGGGCCUGUCCGCCUUCUUCGUCUGGACCUUCUGCUUCCCGCAGGCCGGGACGGCCGCCGCCGGGGGGCUCGCAGGCGUGCUGGCCCUGUGGACGCUGACCACCCACGUGAUGUACGCCCAGGACUACUGGCGCACCUGGUUGCGCGGCCUCCGCUGCUUCCUCCUCGCCGCCGCCAUCUUCGCCACCCUCUCCGCCGCCGCCUUCUGCACCUUCCUCGUGCUGGCCAUCACCCGGCACCAGGCACUGACGGACCCCGUCAGCUACUACCUCUCGGCCGUGUGGAGCUUCAUCGCGCUCAAGUGGGCCUGCCUGCUCGGCCUGUACUCCCACCGCUACCGCGCGGACUUCGCCGACCUCAGCAUCCUCAGCGACUUCUGACCCCGCCCGCCCUUCGACCUCCGGGUCGGCCCGAGGAGGAGACCCAGCCGAGAGGGCCGGCCCCGGGCGGGGAGCCGGUGCGGGCCUCCCCCCGACCGGCCCGGGAGGGAAGACCCGCCGCGAACCCCGAGGCUGCCCUCGGCCCCGACGGAGCCGGAGCCGUUUUGAACUCUUUUCGUACGGAUCUAUUUUCAUAGCACAAGACGCGGGACCUUUUUAACGGCCGAGGCCGGAGGGGCCCGGCUGGGGUGGGCCGGGCGGCCGAGUCUGGAUAUCCCUCAGUCUUUCGCACCCACGCGUCCGCGCAGCCGAGCUUCACGGAGGGAGGUGAAGGACUCUUGCCGACGUCCCCGGGAGAGAGUCGAAGAAACCUUGGGUGGGCCCCACCCCGGUCACAGGGUUCGUGCUCCCCCAAGCCCACCGGUAUUCACGUAUUCACGCACGCGUAACACACCCACGCACUCACACACGGUAUACUCACACCCGCCCGACUCGCUCUCUCCCAGAUCCCCUUCCCACAAUGUCCGGCGGCCCGUACCUCCGCCAAGCCGCCUUUUUAUUUCCCCCGGGGCCCGGUGGCUCCGCCGCACCUCGGGGUCGGGCCUCGCCGGGUGCCGGCCGUUUUCGCUCUGCUCAACUACUGUCUUGAAACGCCGCUGGGUCCGCCCUCCCCGUCUCCCCCUCUCCCCUUCCGGCCCCGCCUCGGCCGCAGCUGUGGCCGGGAGGGGGAUACCGCCCCUCUUUGACCUUGACAUCCUUUUUGGGUUGGGGGGCUGGUGGGAGCCGCGACUUCGCUGGGGUGACCGCCGCCUCCUACCCAAGAAAAGCGGGUGGUCUGCUUUCCCACCCCCCCCCCCCCC